AUGCCUGUAAGCAGGAAUAAGCUGAUUUUACUACUAGGAAUGCUCUGUUUGGAACAAGGCAAAUCAACAACUCUUUCUCUCCCCAAAGCUCCCAACUGUGGGCAAACUCUGGCUAAGGUACAUUCUUGGAGUUAUUUUAAAAUUUUCAGUCGCAUUCUUGGAGGAAACCAAGUGGAAAAGGGUUCCUAUCCCUGGCAGGUGUCUCUGAAAAAAAGGCAGAAGCAUGUCUGUGGAGGAACCAUCAUCUCUCCACAAUGGGUGAUCACAGCUGCUCACUGCGUUGCACACAGAAACAGCAUGUCAACUUUGAAUAUCACUGCUGGAGAACAUGACUUGAGCCAGAAAGAGCCAGAAGAGCAAACCCUCCCCAUUGAGUCCAUCAUCACACACCCACAUUUCUCCACCAAGAAACCAAUGGACUAUGAUAUUGCCCUUUUGAAGAUGGCUGGAGCCUUCCAAUUUGGCCAAUUUGUGGGGCCCAUAUGUCUUCCAGAGCCAGGGGAGCGAUUUGAGGCUGGAUUUAAUUGUACAACAGCAGGAUGGGGCCGCUUGGGUGAAGAUGGUAUCCUCCCACAAGUUUUACAGGAAGUGAACCUGCCAAUUUUGACUCAGAAUGAGUGCAUGAAAGCUUUGUCAUCCCUGAAGCAGUUCAUUAGUGGAGAUACCUUUCUCUGCACAGGCUUCCCUGAAGGAGGGAAGGAUGCAUGUCAGGGAGACUCAGGAGGGUCAUUCAUGUGCCGGAAUAAGAAAGGGGCCUGGACUCUGGCUGGUGUAACUUCCUGGGGCUUGGGCUGUGGUCGAGGCUGGAGAAACAAUAUGGAGCAAAGUUAUCAAAGUGACCAAGGAUCCCCCGGGAUCUUCACAGAUGUUAGUAAACUGCUUCCCUGGAUCCUUAAACACAUUCAGACUUGUAAUGAAGCCACCACACAAGGUUAAGAAGCUUGGUGCACACCUGUAGAUGGAGUACUCAGUGGGUCUGAGGAGAAGCUGCACUUCCCAGAAAGCCUCCAGCUAUAUUACAAGAGCAAGCAACUGUGUGUCUGGACCCUGUUAAUACCAGAGGAAAUGCAUGUGUUACUCAGUUUUUCUCACUUAAAUGUUGAGACUUGUCACCACAAUUACCUGUCAAUAUAUUCUUUAGAAUACAGACACAUUGGAAAAUUUUGUGGAGAAAGUCUCACUUCAUCCAUUCUUGUUGACUCCAAUUCUAUAAGGCUGAAGUUCAUCUCUUAUGCUACAGAUUAUGUUACUGGGUUUAAUCUCACCUAUAAGUUCUUAAACCAAUCCUGUGUUCCGGAUUCAGGUUGCAGUUUCUUAACUGUCCUUUUUGAAGAAGGCUUCAUACACAGUCUUAACUAUCCUAGAAACUACAGUGACAUGACCAGCUGUAACUGGAUUUUUCACCUAACUGAGAUAUUGACUUUGGUUAUCCUUACGCUUAAUCAGUACAAAGCCACAAAAGGAGCAGACUUUCUCACCAAGGAGGUGAUGGUGGAUGACAGACUAGUCACGACGCAGAUCUGGGACACAGCAGGACAGGAAAGUUUCCAGUCUCUUGGCGUGGCCUUCUACAGAGAGGCAGACUGCUGCGUUCUGGUAUUUGACGUGACUGCCCCCAACACAUUCAAAACCCUGGAUAUCUGGAGAGAUGAGUUUCUGAUCCAAGCCAGUCCCCGGGAUCCUGAAAACUUUCCCUUUGUUGUGUUGGUAAACAAGAUUGACCUCGAAAACAGACAAGUGGCCACAAAACGGGCACAAGCCUGGUGCUACAGCAAAAACAACAUUCCCUACUUCGAGACCAGUGCCAAGGAGGCCAUCAACAUGGAGCAGGCGUUUCAGAGGAUUGCACGGAACGCACUUAAACAGGAAACAGAGGUGGAGCUGUACAAUGAGUUCCCCGAACCUAUCAAACUGGGCAAGAACGGCCGGGCCAAGGCCUCAGCAGAAAGCUGCAGUUGCUGAAGGGGCAGAGAGCAGAGCACAGAGUCCUUCCCAAACAGAGAAUACACUUAGGCCUUCAACACAAGCCCCUCUCCUCUUUUAAACAAAACGUAAAGUGAUCUCUCACAUCCAGCUGCCAAAAGAAACCCCACCAAACACAGUCUCACCCCACACAUCUCUCAUACACACACACACACACACACACGCAUCUGACGUAAGCAAACUCCAGCUUGUGCUGUGAUGGCUGCUUGGGGUCUGCCCACACACUACAUGAGCCCUGUGUGUGGCAGCAGCACGGGCCUGCUGUAGAAACCGUUCUGAUGUGGAGUCGGCAUUGGAAGCUUAUUCUUUUUGUCCACUGGAGAGAGAGAGAGAGAGAGAGAGAGAGAACUGUUUACAGUUAAUCUGUGUCUAAUUAGUUAUCUGAUUUUUUUAAGGUCUUGUGGUCUUUUUACCCUCUCCCACACCCCUACCUCAAAGGCUGCUCCUUGAGAAGGCUGGUGCCCCCAGCUUCUUUACAGGCUCACGCCCAGUCUGGUCAGGCUGAGUUUUGUAUGUAUCUGUUAAUGCUUGUUACUUUUAACUAAUCAGAUCUUUUUACAGUAUCCAUGUAUUAUGUAAUGCUUCUUAGAAAAGAAUCUUAUACUACAUGUUAAUAUACGCAACCAAUUCAAAAUGUAUAAAUUAGUGUAA
Nycticebus coucang (slow loris) is the source of this 2634-nucleotide messenger RNA. Its product is annotated as ovochymase-2-like. Gene Ontology annotation, biological process: proteolysis. Gene Ontology annotation, molecular function: serine-type endopeptidase activity; GTP binding; GTPase activity. The transcript is spliced from 13 exons. Lineage: Eukaryota; Metazoa; Chordata; Mammalia; Primates; Lorisidae. The record is from RefSeq and is a predicted model, not a curated record.